AUUUUGCCCAUCCUUUCGCUACAGUAAUUUGUUUUUGCGUCCCCCCUCCCUCAUUCUAUCGAACUCUGUAUCUCAAAGAUCCCAUCAUACUUGUUGAACAUAGGGCAACCGAAAUGGAAAGCCUUCGACACCAGGCGCGUGAUUUAUUUCUCCGCAGAGUAUCUACCGUUUCAACACCAGAUUGGAAUGUAAUCGAGAUAUCGGGUUCGGGGAAUGAUAUUGUUUAUUCGAAAAAAUCCAUGGCUACGAGUGAAGUACGGAAUUAUCUCCGAGCCGAUUCCACUCAACCAACUUUCAGGUUGAUCCGGUUUAAAACUCAGGUAUGGUCUAAGUUUAGAAAAGAAUGCGUGGAUCUCGCUUGGGUCCUAGAUAUGCUUACAGAGCUGGAUAUUGAGAUAUACGGGCUUUUAUCAUUCCUUCGUAUGAUACCUGAAUUUCAUACGACGGAGCGGAAUUUAGCAAAAGGGGAAGAGGUGCUUAAUAUAGUGAGCUACCUCUGUGAGAAUGGCAUUGCGGCGUCAUACAACAAAUCAACUAGAUCUACAACAUGCUUCUUUUUUGAACGCAACACACCAGCCGGGGGAACCAGAUCACGGGAAAUCUCGAAAUGUCUGGAGCAGAACGCAAGGCUGUAUAGGAACAUUCAUUUUUUGCCGUUCAUCUUCAUGAGCGUGUCAAUGAAGUCCAUUAUCAUCCACUUACCUGGAUACACAAAUGUGAAUUAUGAGGCUAUCAACGUGGACAAUCUUCUCGAUUGGGGAAGUGCCCGUUUCAGGCUACGAAGGGCUCACGGAGAACUACAUCUUGUUCUGGAUAUUGUCAAAUAUGUUCUAGAUAUGAGUGCUAGGCAGGAGAGUUCGGAUACGCUACCCCAAGACAUCGCCGAUGAUUAUCAAGAUAUCAAAAACGCGGCAGAAAUGAUCGGAUCACGCAUUCCUCGGACUCAGUAUCACAUAGAAUGGCAACUGCAGAAGAAUCAAGAUCACUUGGAUCGAAUCUCGCGAGGGUUAAUGCGAGAAGAUACUAUAGCUAGCAUCGAACUAGCUAAGUCGAGUGUUGAGCUCACCAAGGCAGCAAAGAUAGACAGUUCGUCGAUGAAGGUGAUCGCGGUAAUGACGAUGGUAUUUUUACCCGGAACUUUCUUUGCUACGUUAUUUGCAGUGCCGUCUCUGAAAUGGGACCAAGACGACGUCGUUGGAAAGGACUUCUGGAUGUAUUGGGCCUUCACAAUUCCUUUUACCGUUUUAGUGAUCAUCUUGUGGCUUGUCAUCACCCAGCGCAGGCAGAUGCGGAGUGUGUUUGAUAAGUCCAGGGAACAGUGGCUGGCCAGGGCGGACGCGCUUAGAAACCGAGUGCGUAAGAGGAAUGCUGUGGAUGAAGAAGAAGAAGUAGAACUGGAAGAUGUCUAAAUGCGCCCUUGAGGUUAUGGACGAUGGCGUUGCGGAAUAUGGCGAACAUGGAAAUACGAGGGGCAGGAGGGGUCACUUCUUGAGACUUGGGUACAAGACCUACCUAGUAUGUACCAUGUACCAUGUACCAAGGGUAUAUGGAUGUCACGUGAUUCCGGGUUUCUGCUUCAAUUGUGAGACUUACCUUCGGGAUUUUCAUCGAAACCAACCUUCCCUUUUUUAAACCUUUCAUAACGUUGUAUAACUAACAUCUUUUAAAACAUGAGUUCCGAAUCCCACAGAAAGACAAUGAUGCAUUGUCUUUGUUUAUUUGCAGUUUAUUCUCAUCCAAUGUCUUAGUUCUCAUUGAUUAGUUUUCAUUAAUACCUUCAAUAUUUUAAUAGGGGAUCCGUCCCGAAUUACCCCAGUUUGUUUGGUCAUCUGUCAUCCUUCAUUCGUUCGACAGGGUACGACCCUCAAUGUGACCUUCGAUGAGAGACGAGUCAGCGUGUGUCCUAUCAGCAAAGCCAAG
Annulohypoxylon maeteangense is the source of this 1920-nucleotide messenger RNA. RefSeq lists its product as uncharacterized. The record is from RefSeq and is a predicted model, not a curated record. The coding region runs from base 114 to 1409 and encodes 431 amino acids. NCBI's taxonomy places the organism in Eukaryota, Fungi, Ascomycota, Sordariomycetes, Xylariales, Hypoxylaceae. The transcript is spliced from 3 exons.